UGCGCGGACGCAACUACUCGCAAUGUACCGGUGUUAUAUCUGAUAAAACGUGAGGAUAAAACUAGUGCUGGAGUUACACCAAUUAUCUAAUACUGGAUUUUACGAAUACAAUAGAAAGAUCAACUACCAAAAAAUGUCAGAAUACUGUGAAUACAUGUGGGAUCCAACCCGCGGUCACGGAAGCACAGCGCUAGCCCGAAGUAUCUACCAGGAAGAGGCUCGUCUCGAUUUGAAAGACAAAAAGCUCGCUAUAAAAACAGUACGAGCGAUUCUCCGAGAAAUGCCCGGUGUAGACUUGAAGCAGUGUAACGACGAAUACAUAACGCGCUUCCUGUUGGCCCGGAAGUACCGGACUGAGCAGGCCGCUGCCCUGAUUGGAGCUUAUCAGGCGCAGGUGGCACAUCGUCAAGAUAUUUUUGGAAAUCUCACUGCCAGGGAUCCCGCACUGCAGAGGGCUCUCAGGGCGGGAAUUCCGGGGGUUCUUCCUGCUCGUGAUAAAAAAGGGAGGUGUGUUCUUGUAAUGCUGGCUUCCCAAUGGGACCCCAUAGCAGUGCCAGCUCUGUCAGUUCAACGUGCAAUUUUCCUAGUUCUCGAAACUCUUAUUCAAGACCCACGUAAUCAGCAAUGUGGAUUUGUGAUUGUGAUCGACUGGUGUAACUUCACACUGCGUCAGGGAAGUGCGCUUGGUGCGGCAGCUCUUCGUAAUUUGAUAGCAGCACUUCGGGGACGGUUUCCGGCGAGAUUCAAGGGUAUUCAUUUUCUCUCGGCUCCGCUCUAUGUUCAAGCCACACUGGCCUUGGUGAAGCCCUUUCUCGAUGAAAAAACACGUCACAAGAUCUACCUCCACGGGAAUAAUUUGAGUACUCUCCACGAGCACCUGCCAACGGACAUUCUGCCCGCAGAGCUCGGUGGAACCGGCCCCUCGUUCAACCCCGGUCUCUGGGCGGAGCCGGUCAUUCAUUCGGCAAUGAAAGAGGCCGAGCUGGCCGCUAUAAAAAAGGACAAAGACCCGGCGGAUAAACAAGGAGAAAUCAAAGAGAGAUGCAGCGAGAGACACAAUGGGGACGCAAUUAGAGCCAAGGCCACCAUCGAGGGAGAAAGCAAAAGCGACAGGUUGGAGAUACCUCUCGACGCGAUCCACAAAUCCACGAAUGCAUCAGUAGACGAAGAGAAUAACAUAAAUGUGGACAAUCGCCGGGGAAAUUUGCGGAGAGAGAAAAAUAAAGUCUCCAGCGAGACCGAGAACAUUCUGGACAACGACUCCAGGGUGAGAAUCUAUCGGGAUGAGGAGGACAACGUCACCAGGAGAAUCGAGUCGGAGUCCGAUAUCGAGUGCCUCGAUCCGCCUUCUGAAACUAAUUCUAAUGAGUUUGAAAUGAUCUCGAAUAAUUUGGGUAGCGAGGACAGCAGGGACAAUUCUUUGGACAGUCUCAGGGGCGAGAGGGUCAAGAUCAAGGGCAGCAAAGACAAAUUGCCCGAGGAAACGAAUCUCAUUACUUGAUUUAAUGACGUUGGGGUGGAACCAGCAAUUUUUUUCAAUUAAUUUAAAGAGAAAACGUGUGGAAAAAAUUAAUAGAUAAAAUUGAGGUUUUUUAAGGAAAGGAGUUCUCAAAAUUACACGAGAAAAAUGAACAUUCAUUGAAUUUUUUUUGUCUGAAAAUAAUCGUUAAAAAAACGCGUGACAAAAUGCAGAUUUUUAAUAAAAAUCAUCGCAUUUUUUUUAAAUUCUGUAAAGUGUUUUAUAAAAAACGUCGGGGUUUUUAAUAUUUUUUCACAUUAUGAUUACGAAAAAUAAUCAUAGUAGUAUGAAAAAAAUGGGAUGAAAAAAUCGAAAGAUUAUGUUAAAUUAUGGUUUCAUGAUAGUGUGAAUGGAAAGAAUCAAUAAAUAAAAUUAAGGUUUUCUAAAGAAAGAACUUUUCAAAAAGUAAUAAGAAAAAUAAACAAGCAUUGAAUUUUUUUAUCAAAAAAUAUUCAGUCAAAAACGUAUGAUAAAAUUGCAUUAUUUUCAAUAGAAAUCAGCGUAAAAUUUUUUUUUUAAUUCAGUAAAAUGUUUUAUAAAAAACGUUGAGUUUUCUUACCACAUAUUUUUCGAAUGGAAAAAAUUGACGUUUUCUGAGGAAAAAACUUCUGAAAAUUAACAAGAAAAAUGAACAUUUAUUGAAUAUUUUUCCAUUAAAAAAAAAUCAUUCAAAAGCGCAUGGCAAAAUUGCAUAAUUUCCAGCAGAAAUCGACGCAAAAAAAUAUUUUUUUCAAUUCAGUAAAUUUUUUAAUAAAAAACAUUAGGUAUUUCAUCAUAUUUUUUCAUAUCAUUAUGAUUAUGAAAAAUAGAAAAUAGUGUUAUGGAAAACCCUUGACUUCUUGUAUUCUUCUGUGAUCAAAAGCUGUUCAUAAAACUGUAACUCACCCCAUAAAAUUCCAAGGCUUCCUUUGCAUGUAAUUGAAGUAGAGAAAUGCGAUGAGUUGCUUCAUUCCAAUCAGUUGAUGACGCAAAUAUUCUGAGCAUGAGUCACUUCGGGAGAAAAUGUCAAACCACAUUUUUUUCUGAGAAUUUUUUUUAUGGAUUUAUAAUAGGGAAUUUCCUCAGCUGUAAAAAGUCCUCUGACGUUAAAUUUCGCGACUUCAACGUCAAAUUCAUGUACUAUUGGGAGAAAAUUAUUGUAAAAAAUAAUAAUUUUAGCCUCGAAGAGUUGCAUUAAUCAACAUUCCAUUCUAUUGUUCUUCACGUGGAAAUGAAAUAUUUUGUGUUAAAUAUUUCUAUUGAAAACUUUUCAUUUCCAAUAUUUUCUAUAGAAAUUUCUGUAGCAUUUCUGUUUUAUAGAUUUUUCCGUAGAAAUUCUAUGGAACAUCUAUAGAAAACAGGAAGCAAUAACAAUCAACAUUUCUAUAUAGAAUCUAUAGCAAAAUCUAUAGAAAUAUGGAUGCCUAUAGCAAUUCUAUAGACACAAAAAUGAAUAUCAAGAUCUAUAGAUUUUUCUAUAGAAAUCUCUAUACAAUAGGAAAGUAUAUAGGGUUUUUAAAUUGCGAAAUGGCUAUAGUUUUUUCUAUAGAAUGCCAUCUAUAUAAAACAAGAAGAAAUUAUUUAAUUAAUAAUGCAAUUAUCAGAAAAAAUUGUUCGAAGAGUAUUUUCUCACAGUGAAAGAAGUCUUUUGACACUUCGUUUCGUUACUUCAAUCAAAAAUUCAUGUAUUACUAGAAAAAAAUAUAUUGUAAAAAAAAAUCUCA
Molecule: messenger RNA, 3222 nt
Organism: Diachasma alloeum
Lineage: Eukaryota; Metazoa; Arthropoda; Insecta; Hymenoptera; Braconidae
Product: clavesin-2
Exons: 6
Coding region: 134-1501 (455 amino acids)
Cellular component (GO): membrane
Molecular function (GO): phosphatidylinositol bisphosphate binding
Source: RefSeq, a predicted model, not a curated record